GUCCUGCGUGUGUGUGACACUGUGAUGUGCCUGUGGGGAAGGGAGCUCAUAUCUCUGCCCGUGCCGUGGAUGUAGGGGAAAGGUCGCUCCUCCUUCCUUCCCUGGGUUCUAUUAGCAUUUCAUUCACACGGACAGAAGGAUGCAGAGUGCAAUGGAGUAUGCCAAUGCCCUGUCACCCAAGGUAUUAAUAAGAUCCUUUACUACUGUGGGUGCCUCACUUUCACGAAAAGUUCUAUUUCCACCUCUUCCACCUCCGCAGCGACCUUAUCGCGUCUCUAACUAUGACAAUAGCAAGCGAAAAGGUGUGGUAGCCGGGACAUUAAAGGAACUCAUUGAAAAGGCCAUUGAAACUCUGUUUAUAGCUGCUAGCGUGGUGACCUUAGUGCUGGAGGAAGAUGGCACUAUUGUUGACACUGAAGAGUUCUUCCAGUCUUUAGAGGACAACACACACUUUGUACUCCUUGAAGGACGGCAGAAAUGGACACAAGACAAUAAGGCUUCACGUUCAGCCCAGCAAGUGAACAAGAAAGGGAUAGCAAACAUUACACUGGACUUAUACAAGUUGAAUCCUAAGGAUUUUAUUGGCUGUUUGAACAUAAAGGCAACAUUCUAUGAAAUGUACUCCAUAUCCUGUGAUUUUCAAUGCUUGGGUGCAAAGAAGAUUCUGCGGAGUUUUCUGCGGAUCCUGUCGCACCUCACACAAGUGGCUGGGCAUUUGCUCUUGUACUGUGGCGCAUUUAUGAUGCAGUGGACAGAGGAUACUGAUACAGGAACAUUUAGGAUGAAUCGGAACUCUUAAAAUACAGCGGAACUUCCUAUGUCAGCUCCGUCGGUAUACAAGCAGAAAUUCUUGGGUCUAGCUAGAACUAAUGGCAGCAAUAUAUUUUGCGAACUAAACACUUACAAGGCAGUCAGCAAAUAUUUAAUCAUGGGCAUUCUUUAUCAUUUGCACUUUAGUACAGAAUGUAUUUUUGUUUUGUAAAUUACACGUUCUGAUGUGACAAACUAUCUGUCCUUAUUUUGCAUUCUCUUCUCUGCUGUUAGUACUGUAAGAAUCUAACUGAAUCAUUCUAGUAUAAAUAAUGGUUGUUUACAUUGUAUUGUGUAUGUUUUAGAUAUGGUAAAUAUAUUGCUGUCAUUGGUUACAUUUUAGAUGGGUUUUUAUGCCACUACUAACCUUUUGAGGGUCAUUAUUUAAUUACAUGUAGCCACAACCCUUCUGUGACCACGACUACUACCACUACGAAGUAGUUUGGGAGAGUUUGUACUGUGACUAAUCUUAUGAAGCAAGGUGAAGGUUAUUUAUUCUAUGUUAUAGUUUUAUUUUUUCACAUUGGUGCUGCUAUAACAUUUAUGUAAUGAAAUAUUGUGUAUUUUGUCAUGAGCCGGAAACCAGAUCAAAAAUAUUUUGAUACUGCAAAUUCCAACGGAACUCCACAUUCAGAGCUGCCAUUUCAUGUCAAUGUGUCUGAAUUUUAGACCUAUAUGUUUGGACUUUUUUAAGCUGCUUCUCAUUUUGAGCAACUUGUCAUGUAAAAUUCCAAUAUUCGUAUUUAAAAUAAUUGUGCAUCUAUACAGCCAUAUGUGGUUUUUCUAUCAGGUUAAAGGUCUGUCAAUAAGGUUUAAUGGGUCUUGUUUUAAUUUUUUGUUUUAUUCUGUAUAGGGAGUUUUGUUAACUUUUUAUAUCUUCGUUAAUUGUAGACCAGUCAUGAUAAAAAUGAGGAUGUUUGCCGUCAGCAGAUUAGUUACACAUCUUUUAAACAUGCCUUUCAGUCUGAAACACCCUGCUCCAGUCAAUGUCUGUGAGUUGGAAAGUAGUUUACAUCUCCAAAUGGUAUUAAAACUUAGACUAUAGUUUUACAAUGCAACAGUUUUUUUUAAAGACUUCAAAGUUUUUAAUAAAAUCAUUUGUUUGUUGUUCUACAUGA
This is a messenger RNA of Pseudophryne corroboree (corroboree frog), 1928 nucleotides long. RefSeq names its product cell death inducing DFFA like effector a (gene CIDEA). The record is from RefSeq and is a predicted model, not a curated record. Gene Ontology annotation, biological process: regulation of apoptotic process; apoptotic process. The transcript is spliced from 5 exons. NCBI's taxonomy places the organism in Eukaryota, Metazoa, Chordata, Amphibia, Anura, Myobatrachidae. Bases 140 to 799 code for a protein of 219 amino acids.